CAGUCGGAGCGAGGCCACGCCCCCCGCGGCGGUCGCGCGCGCCCCCCUCGCCCGCCGCCGCCCGCUUCCUGCCGCGUCCGCGCGCCCGCCCCGCCCGAGCAGCGGCCGCAGCCCCGGCCGGGCCCAGCGGGGAGAUGAACACCGUGCUGUCCCGGGCCAACUCGCUCUUCGCCUUCUCGCUGAGCGUGAUGGCGGCGCUCACCUUCGGCUGCUUCAUCACCACCGCCUUCAAGGAGCGCAGCGUGCCCGUCCGCAUCGCCGUCUCCCGGGUCACGCUAAAAAAUGUAGAAGAUUUCACUGGGCCUAGAGAAAGAAGUGAUCUGGGAUUCGUCACAUUUGAUAUUACUGCAGAUCUGCAGAGUAUAUUUGAUUGGAAUGUUAAACAAUUGUUUCUGUAUUUGUCUGCAGAAUAUUCAACGAAAAACAAUGCCCUAAAUCAGGUGGUCCUUUGGGACAAGAUCAUGUUGAGAGGAGAUAACCCAAGGCUGUCCUUAAAAGACAUGAAGUCAAAGUACUUCUUCUUUGAUGAUGGAAAUGGUCUCAAGGGAAACAGGAAUAUCACCUUGACUCUCUCCUGGAAUGUUGUACCAAAUGCUGGCAUUCUACCUCUUGUAACAGGAUCAGGACAUGUGUCUGUACCUUUCCCAGAUACCUAUGAAACAACAAAAAGUUAUUAAAUUAUAGUACUGAAUCAUAAGCAAAAUAUUUUUAUACUUGUAUAUUGUGGAUACAUUUUAUUGCAGUUUCUUCUUGCAUCCCAUGCAACUUUUCACUGAAUGGAGCUGAAUUUCCUCAGGAUAGUAGCAUAGGAAAAGGAAAUGAAAAUUCAGGGUUUUUUUUUUUUUAUAAAACAUUGAAGCUGAAACUUAAGGGAAAGGUAAAUUGCAGAGUAAUGGUUUGGAGGGGGAAAACUGAGGAAUUUUUUUUCCUGGCCAUUUAAGUAUAGAUCUCCUUUUCUUUUAAAUAAAUAUUUUUAAACCAGAAGAUAGUCUUCCUGUGUUUGGGCUUUUUAAGUACUGUGUUUGUUACUUAUUUUGUGUAGAACUCAAAUAUACCUUCUGGAGUUGGUUUCUGGAAGUGCCUGAAGGAAGUGGCUAUUCUAUUUUAGGGCAUUUUUUUGAAUCCAUGUGCAGUAUGUUACAGUAGGCUAAACUUGGUCCUUUCUAGGACUGUCAGCAGCUACUUGGAAAACUGGUAGUUCGUUAUCUGUCAGUCAGCCUCAAAUCUUGAGUGCCACUGAUGUAGCCCACAUUCAGUUCUGUAUUACAAAUCAUUUUAAUAACUGCUUGCAAUGCAGCAAACUGGAAGAAUAAAAAGAAACCUAUUCAAUAGGACUCUUAUUUCUUUAAGCCUAAGACAUAAGGCUAAGUCAGUAAGAAAAGUAAAAGCUUUAGGUAAAGAAAGGCUUUCUGAAAUGGAAUCUCUAGGUUUUUGCUGGGAUGUGUUCAUCAGGAAAAAUAAACAUUCUUGUUCCAGAAGGGGCUGAGACAACUGAUAUCAGAGAGGACCUUCCAUAGCAAGGAAUAGGGUAGAUGUUGCCUAAAUAGUCUGGGUAAACCUUUCCAAAACAGUGGAUUUCCCCAUGGCAAGAUAGAGUAAUUGAGGCAGAUUUACUAGCUUGAGUGUCAGUGAGUCUACCUGCAGGGCUUGCUGAGUUGCAUGAAUAGGAAAGGUAGCAAGCAGUGUGCAGCAGCUUCAGGCAGCACCUCUGCAGAAAAAGUGGCCUCUCUGUGGCUGCACAUCCCCCUUUGUGUGCUCCUUCCCUCAGCUUCAGCUGGGAGUGCUGUUGGGGCUGGGAGGAGGGAAGGAGCAGGGUACCAGGAUCACCUCUAGGCCAUAGGGAUGACUUGCAGUGAUCGACUGGUGCAUUCAGGCCAUCCAGGAGAUACCCAGGAGGAGCACAUGCCUUCCAGUGUCUCCCUCCUGGCACAAUCCCUGAUUUACAUGUGUAUCUAAAGACAAAGCAUGAAAAGAGAAUGCAUUGCCAGGCAGGGAAUGUUCUGGAUGUCCUGGGGACUUGGAAAGAGAGGAAACUAAAACUCAGGUUUUAAUAUUGGAAAUCAAAAAAAGUAAUAGGAAAAAUGAUGAGAACUGCAUUGUGAAAAACCUUACAAAAUAAUACAUGCAAAAGACUGGAGCAGAGUAUCCCAUUUUGUUUUGAGUUCACCUAAGAGAUGAUUGAUUUUGAGGGAACUGCCUUGCUUUUAAAAAGGGAUCUUUAAUAUUUGUAAAUUAUCCCUAAGUGACUACUUAAUAAAUUUUUCAUGUUGGUGUAUUAAUCAAAAAGGUCUUGAAAAUAAUUCCCAAAAGGUGCUUUGUCUGUACAAACAAAAUUUUGUUUAAGUGCAAAAACUAAAAGGUCUUUUUGACAUGAAUGUUGUAGGAGAAUUUGUCAUUUGUAUCCAUCAUAUUUGCAUGAAUUUCAGUUCUCUGAACUUGUGCUGUUUUCCACAGAGUAGUAUAAUCAGCACAUUGAAACACAUACUAUUUUUGCUGUGCUUUGAUAUCAGUUGUAUGUAUGGCUCUAAGAACUGUUACAGAGAACUUAAAACUGUCAUAAAGAAGGAAAACGAAAUAUUUUUAGAGAUAAUUGGGCAAAGUUGUGGAUUUGUUUUGCUAAUUGCCGAAUAAGUGGUUGAUUUUUUCAUAAAUUAUAUUCUUGAAUUGUUUACUGAAGCAUUUCUUGUGGCUUGGCAUUCAACCACUUCCCUGCAUUCCUUUGGCAGUACUCUUCUAAUGAAUAUAAUGUCUGCCUAUUAAAGAGAAGCUUUAACUACAAAGACAAGGAUGCACUGUCAGAGAGCAUCAGGGAGAAAGCUACUUUCUGUCCUACAAUAUGGUAUAUUCCUCCCAGCAGACAGUAGCAGAAUUUCAAGACACAAACAGUAGCUUUCAGAUGUGAUGUUUGAUGUUUUAUUAGCUGUUCCCUGUGAAGAGAAAUUGUGUUUGAGGUAAGCAUUUUAGAGAGAUGAAGAAGAAACCAUCAUGGGGUUCAAAUUCUUGGAGAGAAGAAUUUCUUUUUAUCUUGAGGAAAAGGCCAGCAUAGAUGAGCACUUAAUGCUGUAAUAGCUUGGUUUCUGCUCCUGAGCCGCUAAGUGAGACAGGGUGUUGGUUCAGAGUUUAAGGAGGCAAAUUCCUCAACUGAUCUCUAUAAAAAAAAAGUAAAAAGCCUUUC
Messenger RNA from Passer montanus (Eurasian tree sparrow), 3175 nucleotides. RefSeq names its product signal peptidase complex subunit 3 (gene SPCS3). The transcript has 5 exons. Gene Ontology annotation, cellular component: membrane; signal peptidase complex. The record is from RefSeq and is a predicted model, not a curated record. NCBI's taxonomy places the organism in Eukaryota, Metazoa, Chordata, Aves, Passeriformes, Passeridae. Gene Ontology annotation, biological process: protein targeting to ER. The coding region runs from base 135 to 677 and encodes 180 amino acids.